AUGGAUCCAUCUGGGAGGAAUGCAAAAUGGGACUACUACAAAACGACAGUGAUGCGUGCGUACACACCUAAGAAAGGACCAGCUGCUGAAAUAGUCCGUCCCUAUGACACCAAACAUUUUGGGCAUUCUUACAAGCUCGGUGAGCCUGUCGGCAGUAACACGUACCGGGAUGACUAUGGCUGGAAGCCGUAUUCUAGAACAGAACUCAUCAGGACUGCGACAUCUUCAGGAUCCAGAAACCACAAUCCCCACCCCAAUCAGAAUUUCAUGAGAUGGAAGAUGCCCAGAGAGCAAGCAGAGGCUGACCCCAACAGCCGGUCACCGUGGAGAAUUCCGGCUUCCUCCCAAGAUAUCCAGAGAGCGAUAUCGUCACAGUACACCUCAACGGUUCGGGAGGAUUUUCUGGACAGAACCAAAGCAAUGGCCCUAAAACAAACCCUGCGUGCACCUCCUGAAUGGAAGACCUUGAUCCCACGUUGGCCGGAAACGGAAUUUCGACGAAAUUACGGGAUCCCACCAAAGAUCCCCGAACUGCAAGACUUUUCCUGGAAAUACGGCUGCUACGCAAACCUGCCAUUCGCCGUCCAAGGAAUUGUGCCCACAGUGAUAUUAGGUCACAUUUGGAACCAAAGGCAUACAGAACUACGGUCCACCUACCAAAGAGAUUAUGGGAAAGAUGAAUUGGAAUUUGUAAUGAUUUUAAAUUCUCUUGAUGCGACCCAAAUCCAGAAGUUUCUCCAGAAGGUUCCAAAUGAAGAAAGAAAGAUCCUUCAGGGUUUUCUCAAAACUUACUAUGGCAAUGCCCGAGAGGAAAAAAUAAAAAGAAUGACUUCCUCAGUCUCCAAGAAAUCUUAAGUCACCUUGUCUGAAUGAGAUCUGACACCUAAGGUCGCGAUUCGACAACAUCCCCCCACCCCCAGCGGACGAGAAGCAGUGAGACCCAGGCCGGCCCAACCCGCGUUACCUGGAACAUCGUCCUUGUGUGCCGUCCGACCUCCCCGUGUUCUGUAAUGAUUUCCCGGUUUAGUGAAUCACCUGUGGAAUUGCAGUCCUGUUGUAAAGUCGGUCUUUCCUCCCAGCUGAGCAGGCCCAGGGCGGGGGCGUCCCGCGGUCGCGAGCGAAGUCUAGACGGGGCGCACCCUCGAUAUUUACUGAGCGCUUA
Molecule: messenger RNA, 1162 nt
Organism: Tachyglossus aculeatus (Australian echidna)
Lineage: Eukaryota; Metazoa; Chordata; Mammalia; Monotremata; Tachyglossidae
Gene: TEX26
Product: testis expressed 26
Exons: 7
Coding region: 1-855 (284 amino acids)
Cellular component (GO): cytoplasm
Source: RefSeq, a predicted model, not a curated record